UACCCAUGGUUACGAAGCAAAACAAACAACCGCAGGAUCCCAACGUGUGUCGUGUUGCAGUCGAGUUCGGAAAUCAGCUGAGAAGAAAAUUUGCAUUUUUACACAGCGAAAACGGUCCAUUGUAAAUUAAUUACAGCAUAAGUGGUGUCUUUGCGGGAAGCCGGGUGUGGAUUGGCUGGCAAACUGUUUGAAUUUGGCGCGCAACGGCUCAAAAAAGCUGAACGGUGAAAGAGCUCCUUUUCGUUUCCGGUUUGCUGUCCUGCGGAAUAACCGAUUGAUCCGAAAAUGUCAUCCAGUAUGCGGUCAUCCAAGGAUGCUCAAAACUUCGUUAGGCGUUGAAACGGGGAUUUCUAUGCGAAGCAUGGAGAGUUUGUACUCGAACAAGAGCUCCAACUUUUCGGCCCUGCACCGGAGGAAGGCGAUCGCUGCCAGGCAACCGGCGAUUGUGAUUUCUAGCAACGAUGUCCGACAUCGGGUCAUGUCGGCGCGAGUUUUGCGCUUCAAGCAGCUGCAGAACCAGCUCGAAGCGGCGCACCAAACCAUUGCCGAACUGACCAAGGACAACCGGCUGCUGCGGGCACUCCAGAAACGUCAAGAUUCUGCACUGUCCAAGUACGAGAAUUCGAACGCAGAAUUGCCAAAACUGCUGCACUCACAUGCGGAAGAGAUUCGGACGCACCAGACGAAGGCGCGGAAUUUGCUGAACCAGAACAAGGAACUGAUUAACAAGUUGAAGCAGAAAGAUGCUCACAUUCUAACUAUUACCGACCAGAACAAGCACCUGAUUCAGCUGAACAAGGACAAACAUCUCGAGGAACGCGAACGGUUAGCGGAGCGUGUGCGUGAUCUCGAAACGCGUUUAAUCGAAAAGGACAACGAUACCAAGCUGCUGGCCCGAAGGCUGCAGCUCGAGACGAAGAACUUCAAGGCACAGCUCCAGCAGGAGGUGCUCAAACAGCGGGAAAUUGCGCAAAAGCUGGAACGAGCGCACCACGAGAUUCAACGGCUGAACUCGGUUAUUGAGAUCUACGAAAAACGAACUCCGUCAACGCUGCUGAAAAACAGCAAUUAUCUGAUGAAACCGUCAAAACCCACGUCUGGCCAGUUGGCACGACUUCCCAACGGAUCACCGGUGAGGCCGGCGUUCCCGUUACAGAACCUCGCAGAACCGGCUCCGGUGACCAACAUGGAAAUUGCCCCCAAACGAAUCCCCGACGAGGGUGGUGACGGUGACCACAAGCUGCCCAGCCCAAAAACGCUGGAACCCCUGAACAGCAGCAUGGUGGAUCCAACGCCCGCCGUAACGCCGGCAAAAUCCAGCAAGAUUAAGAAGCGCCACAACACGGUUCGAGUGCACGAGGAGAAGAACCUCAACGGAACCGACAAGGACCCAAACCAGCAACAUCAGUUUGACGAGUCAUUCUGCAAGGAUUUCAAUCAGUACGCGCUCCAGCAGGAGGCAGAAUUCGACCAGGCAAUCGAAAGUGAGCUGUUCAAGCUGAAGAAGGACAUUCCCUUCAGCAACGGAUCGACAACGGACAGUUUACUUCAGCGCAGGAACAAGAAACUAUACCAAACCACGGAAGUCUCAUACGAAGACGAUUACGAGCCAGAUUCUUCGCCCGAGAAGGGUCGGGCCAAAAUAACCGAAAUCUACGACCACAAAGCGCACAUCAGCGAACUGGAAGAGCAAAUCCGUAACAUGGGAGGACCGCUGAUGAACGGAUCGCUCGGUAAGGACACGAAGCUCAAAGCGCGGAAGGCGAGCGCCUCUUCCGGCGAUACCGACCAAGAAUCAAACAGCAGCACCACCGUCUCAAGGGAUUCGUCCUCGAAAGAGUUUGAAUCGAUGAAGCGGGAAAUUCGGGAAAGCAUCCUGAAAAAGGAGAGCCUGCUGGAUUCGUUUUGUGACGAAAUCAACGGGAAAGAUUCGCACAAAUCGCUCAGCAUGCGAACGAAGGAAAGCCAGAAGCGAGCUCAGAUUGAUCCGAAGAAAAAGAAGAAUCUGCUCGAGGCGCUGAAGGCCAUCGACGGAGAGGGCGUUGAGAAGUGAGAUGGGAAGCGAAAAUGUGCUUUAUUUUAUGAUGUACGCGUUUGUGUGUGCUAGGAGCAUACGUUAAUCACGCUUUCUUCAGUGAGUGACGAUUUGAAUGUAUAUAUUUUUACGAUUGUAUUCUGUGGAAAAAUAUAUUUUGUAAACAACUAUAA
Molecule: messenger RNA, 2208 nt
Organism: Culex pipiens pallens (northern house mosquito)
Lineage: Eukaryota; Metazoa; Arthropoda; Insecta; Diptera; Culicidae
Product: lebercilin
Exons: 7
Coding region: 314-2053 (579 amino acids)
Biological process (GO): intraciliary transport
Cellular component (GO): axoneme
Source: RefSeq, a predicted model, not a curated record